CCGGAUUUGCAUGCAGAUUUGCCUGCUGGGGCCUUGUACCCGGAGAGAACUUGUGCCUUGACCACACUCAGUUGUGCUUUAAAUUGAUGAAUUUCACAGGAUACCCCAGCCAAGAGCUUUUGGUCGAGCCGAGAUCCACGUGGUUACGAAUACCAUUUCGCUGAUGCCACUCGAGAGAGGGGUCCCUGCAGGGCAGCAACAUGAACAGCAAUGUCGUUUGUUCCUUGAUUCAACUUGACGAAGCAGCUGGGCCGCCGCUCGGCUGAUUAUGCCAUUGCGUCCAUCAGCUGGGCCUACGACAUGCAGUACGGUAUGGUAAUGUCACAAUGUGUUGUAUCCCUGGGCGAUGCCAAGGUGCCGCUCGGAUACGACAGAUAUGGUAUGUAUAUAUAAGUAGGAGAUGGGCAGGUCGUUGUGGUUGUCUGUUGCCGUGGUUUUACCUUUUCUUGGUCAACCGCUGUCGCCGCCUUGCCUUGCCCUGCUCAUAUUCUGCAAAGCAUCGCAAGAUCCGACCACGUCUUCAAGGCUUAAUUGACUUGAUUUAAUUCGACUUGUCCAGACCCCUCCCCCAGAGCAACCUCAAACCCCCUUCAAAAUGAGGUUCGGAAUCUCCAGCUGGGCCAUGCCCGCAGUGGCACUGGCGGCGGUCGGCGGCGCAGUUGCGCAGGCCACCAGCGGCUCCCUCAACAUUCUCACGCUGAACGUUGCCGGUCUGCCGCCCAUCUUGAACGGCAACGACGUGCCCGGCGACAAGGCAACCAACAGCCGCAACAUUGGCGGCAAGCUGUCGCAGUACGGCUACGACCUGGUGCACCUCCAGGAGGACUUCAACUUCCACGCGUACAUCUACGAGACCAACAAGCACCCCUUCCGCACCGCGACGUCGGGCGGCGUCCCCUUCGGCUCGGGGUUGAACAGCGUGUCCAACUACGACUGGAUCGACUUUGAGCGCGUCAAGUGGAACGUGUGCGAGAACGCGUCGGGCGCCGACUGCCUCACGCCCAAGGGCUUCACGUUUAUGAGGCUCCGCGUGGCCGAGGGCGUCUACGUGGACUGCUACAACCUGCACGCGGACGCCGGCAGCCUCGAGGCGGACAUGAAGGCUCGCAACGCCAACCUGCGCCAGGUGUCGGACGCGAUCAAGGAGCGCAGCGAGGGCAACGCCGUGCUCGUGUUUGGCGACACCAACAGCCGCUACACUCGCAUCCCCGACGGCAUCACCGUGUUUCGUCUGCAGAACGGCAUGACGGACCCCUGGGUCGAGCUGAUCCGCGGCGGCGUCGAGCCCACGCAGGAGUCGCUCUGCAGCAACCCCAGCACCACCAACUCGUGCGAGACGGUGGACAAGGUCUUUUACCGCUCCAGUCCCACCGUGAGCCUCAAGGCCAAGGAGUGGAGCUACGCCAGCACCAAGUUCCUGCAGGACAAUGGCGACCUGCUCUCGGACCACAACCCCAUCGCCGUCAACUUUGACUGGGCGGUCGGCGCGAGCCUGCGCAAGUCGGACGAGUUCGGCGGGCCCCACGGCACCUUCUUCAGCGACGUGCCCGCGCUGGCCGCCAAGGGCCGCGUGCCCAAGGUGUCGGCCAUCCAGUUCCGCGGCGCCAACCGCCUCGACUGGGUGUCGGUGACGCUGGCCGACGGCUCCAGCACGGCGCACGGCGGCUCGGGCGGCAAGGCCAGCGACCUCGCCCUCGCGGCCAGCGAGUUCUGGACCGGCGCGACGCUGUGCCGCGGCCAGCGCAGCGGGCUCACGCGCAACUUUUACAUCAAGGCCACCACCAGCACCGGCCGCACCGUCGAGUCGGGCACCACCACCGGAGACUGCCAGAACUUUACCGCGCCGGCCGGCUGGCAGAUUGUCGGCUUUGCCGGCCGCAAGGGCGACGAGCUGGACAGGCUGUCGUUUGUGUACGCGCCGCAGUGAGCAGGAGAGUAAAGGAAGAAGAGUAAAGGGAAGGAAGGAAGGAUAUGAGCUCAUGACGCAUCUUUAAUUGUGGUUUUCUGAGCCGAGGGACGAAAAAAAAGUAGUGUACAUAUUUCGUGGUCCCUCGCCUGUCUUUGCAACGAUUACCCAUCUCCUUUGUCUAAUGUCUAGUCAUUUAAUCUUUUUUUCUUCAAUUGCACAUAAUUUGCUGAUCA
This is a messenger RNA of Pyricularia oryzae 70-15, 2142 nucleotides long. RefSeq names its product endonuclease/exonuclease/phosphatase. Gene Ontology annotation, cellular component: cytoplasm. Lineage: Eukaryota; Fungi; Ascomycota; Sordariomycetes; Magnaporthales; Pyriculariaceae. The transcript has a single exon. Bases 596 to 1927 code for a protein of 443 amino acids. The record is from RefSeq and is a predicted model, not a curated record. Gene Ontology annotation, molecular function: sphingomyelin phosphodiesterase activity.